GUUUGCCCCUCCCAUUUAACCGCAGAUGGGAACAUCUGCGCGUCUGUUACUGAGGCCCCGCCUCCCGAUGAUGUAACAAUCUGUUCGCGCAUGUUCACAGUCUCCGGGUGGACGGUGUUAUCCUCUCCGCUCAGAGCUGAAGUGGGUCGGUGGUGUGUUCGGGAAAUCGUCUCUUCCGUCGGGAUCACUGUCUGCGGGCCGAAGAUAUCUCUUUCCCAUCGGUGUGUAUUGAGACCGAUGCCGAGCGGGGAGAUCCGAUGUUGGCCGUGAGCCCCGAACUGAGGGCCAGGAAUUCAUUUGUUUCCCAACUGUCUGGGCUCGUCAGAAAUGUGUCGACUUCACUUAAUCUGCAUUGAACGAUCCAAACCAGGAGCCCAGGCUGUCUGUUUCCUCAGAAUUGAAAUGGAAGUCCGGCCGACAGGUCACGUGAGGCUGUGUGCCGCAGAUUCGCCCCGCCCUCCGCUUUGUGAUGCCAGAUCACGUGGUGUGAUUUUGGCCACUGAGCUCCAUUAACUUCCCCGAACUCGUCUCGCUUCCUGAGGCUCCUCGCGUUUGUCCUGGAGCUUUAUGGCUGUUGUGUCUUCUCCCGGACUGGGGUGGGUGAGAAAGGAGAACGUCCCAGGUUCUGGGGAUCUUUGAUUUCACUGCCUGCUUUACUGAGGGACUGGGAAGUCUCGGGGGGAGAAUGGUUUCUGUGAUGUGCUGAUCUGUGUCCAAAGGUCGCUGCCGUUUCUCACAGUCACAGGCGGAGCAGUUACCACGCAGAGCGUGAGGUGUCCGGAUGGGAAUCUUUCUAUGGUGUAUUGAUAAAAAUUUGUUAGACCUGCGGUGCGAGGUUUAUUGGAAGAAAAACCGCAACUGGAAGCAAACCACGACUGAAGAUGAGGGAACAGCAACAAGUGAACCAGCCCGAGGACUGAGAGCAUCAACUGGAGAGAACCCAUCUGACUCAGUGAUUCAGUCCGGAGAAAGUUUGGACUGAUUUGUAUUUCCUGAAAUGGACCUGAUUUAACCUGGAAAUGGAAAUGACUCGUCCUGUGAUAGAACAUCAGUAAAGAAAGCACAGCUUUUCCCUGUCAAUUAUCUGUUAGACCUGUGGUGAGAGAUUUAUUGGAAGAAAAACCGCAACUGGAAGCAAACCACGACUGAAGACGUGGGAACAGCAACAAGUGAACCAGCCCGAGGACUGAGAGCACGACUGGAGAGAACCCAUCUGACUCGGAGAUUCCAGUGAUUCAGUCAGGAGAAAGUUUGGUUAAAACUGAGAAGGAAUUCGUCUCCAGGAAGCUCAAACACGGCACACCAGUUUUGUUGUCUCUGUCUAGAUAUUUAACAAGUGGAGCAAGGGAUCCAAUUGACCAUCCUUCCUGCUCAGACUGUGGGGAGGGAUUCACUCGGUCAUUUGACCAACUGUCACACCUGUAACUUACACAGGAGAAAGGCCUUUCACCUGCUCAGACAGUGGGAAUGGAUUCACUCGGUUAUCACAAUUGAAGUUAGAUCAGCAGGUUCACACACUGGGCAAGGCCAUUCACCUGUUCUGUGUGUGAGAAGGGGUUCAGUCGGUCUUCUCACCUGUGAACACACCAAUCAGUUCACACCACACCGGGCAGAGGCUGGUCAUCUGCUGAAUUUCUGGGAAAGGAUUCACUCGGUCAUCUGACCUAAUGGCUCACCAGCGGGUUCACACUGGGGAGAAGCCAUUCACCUGCUCAGUCUGUGGGAAAGGAUUCACUCAGUCAUCUACCCUACUGGUACAUCAGCGAGUUCACUCUGGGGAGAAGCCUUUCACCUGCUCAGUCUGUGGAAAGGGAUUCACUCAGUCAUCCAACCUACAGAGACAUCAGCGAGUUCAUACUGGGGAGAGGCCGUUCACCUGCUCACUCUGUGGGAAGGGAUUCACUCAGUCAUUUGACCUAAUGGCUCACCAGUGGGUUCACACUGAGGAGAAGCCAUUCCCCUGCUCAGUCUGUGGGAAAGGAUUUACUCUGUCAUCCAACCUACAAAGACAUCAGCGAGCUCACACUGGGGAGAAGCUGUUCACCUGCUCAGUGUGUGGAAAGGGAUUCACUCAGUCAUCCAACCUACAGAGACAUCAGCGAGUUCACACUGGGGAGAGGCCAUUCACCUGCUCAGUCUGUGGGAAGAGCUUCACUCAUUUAUCCAACCUAUGGAAUCAUCAGCGAGUUCACACUGGGGAGAGGCCGUUCACCUGCUCAGUCUGUGGGCAGACAUUCACUAAUUUAUUCAGCCUACAGAGACAUCAGCGAGUUCACACUGGAGAGAGGCCAUUCACCUGCUCAGUCUGUGGGAAAGGAUUCACUCGGUCAUCCACCCUACAGAGUCAUCAGCGAGUUCACACUGGGGAGAGGCCUUUCACCUGCUCAGUGUGUUGGAGAGGAUUCAAUAUGUCAUCUGACUUACGGAGUCACCAGCGAGUUCACACUGGGGAGAGGCCGUUCACCUGCUCAGUCUGUGGGAAGAGCUUCACUCAUUUAUCCAACCUAUGGAAUCAUCAGCGAGUUCACACUGGGGAGAGGCCGUUCACCUGCUCAGUCUGUGGGCAGACAUUCACUAAUUUAUUCAGCCUACAGAGACAUCAGCGAGUUCACACUGGAGAGAGGCCAUUCACCUGCUCAGUCUGUGGGAAAGGAUUCACUCGGUCAUCCACCCUACAGAGUCAUCAGCGAGUUCGCACUGGGGAGAGGCCUUUCACCUGCUCAGUGUGUUGGAGAGGAUUCAAUAUGUCAUCUGACUUACGGAGUCACCAGCGAGUUCACACUGGGGAGAGGCCGUUCACCUGCUCAGUCUGUGGGAAAGGAUUCACUCUGUCAUCUACCCUCCUGGUACAUCAGCAAAUUCACACUGGGGAGAAGCCGUUCACCUGCUCAGUCUGUGGGAAAGGAUUCACUCAGUCAUCUACCCUACUGGUACAUCAGCAAAUUCACACUGGGGAGAAGCCGUUCACCUGCUCAGUCUGUGGGAAAGGAUUCACUCAGUCAUCUACCCUACUGGUACAUCAGCGAGUUCACACUGGGGAGAAGCCAUUCACCUGCUCAGUCUGUGGGAAAGGAUUCACUCAGUCAUCUACCCUACUGGUACAUCAGCGAGUUCACACUGGGGAGAAGCCGUUCACCUGCUCAGUCUGUGGGAAAGGAUUCACUCAGUCAUCUACCCUACUGGUACAUCAGCAAAUUCACACUGGGGAGAAGCCGUUCACCUGCUCAGUCUGUGGGAAAGGAUUCACUCAGUCAUCUACCCUACUGGUACAUCAGCGAGUUCACACUGGGGAGAAGCCGUUCACCUGCUCAGUCUGUGGGAAGGGAUUCACUCUGUCAUCUACCCUACUGGCACACCAGCGAGUUCACACUAGAGAGAGGCCGUUCACCUGCUGAGAAUGUGGGAAAGGAUUCACUCAGUCAUCCCACCUACUGGCACACCUGUCAGCUCAG
Messenger RNA from Hypanus sabinus (Atlantic stingray), 3452 nucleotides. Its product is annotated as gastrula zinc finger protein XlCGF26.1-like. The transcript is spliced from 5 exons. Gene Ontology annotation, biological process: regulation of transcription by RNA polymerase II; central nervous system development. NCBI's taxonomy places the organism in Eukaryota, Metazoa, Chordata, Chondrichthyes, Myliobatiformes, Dasyatidae. Gene Ontology annotation, molecular function: RNA polymerase II cis-regulatory region sequence-specific DNA binding; DNA-binding transcription factor activity, RNA polymerase II-specific. The coding region runs from base 1668 to 3395 and encodes 575 amino acids. The record is from RefSeq and is a predicted model, not a curated record. Gene Ontology annotation, cellular component: nucleus.